UUGGAUAAUAACUUGAGCCUGGAUGUAGGCAGUUUUGGUUAACGAUCCUGCUUAAAUACCUCCGCGAGAUUUUGACGUAUUACGGACGUGAUGCAUUCCUCGUCGAUCCCGGUUCAUGACGAUCUCUCCGUCGGCGAUGUCUUUACUCCCCAGGUAGACAAUCAGCCCGCCGUGAACGAGACCAGUUCGCAGAGCAAACCGACGAACAACAAAGAAACCAACGGCUGUCCAUUUCCGAUCCCCGCAAUCAAUGCGAACCCACUGGCUGGAAAUGGAGGCGGCCGUAAGAAGAAGAAGAAGAAGGUGCCAUGCGAUGCUGUCCCUGCUGCGCUGUCGACGGUCCGUGGUUUUACACCUCUUGGUUCAGGCGAUGAAAUGUCAGAUAUCUCGGCUACCAGCUCCAGAGCUCCCAGUUUGCGAUCACCUUCUGUUGCGCGAAACGGUGCGAGCCCUGUUUUGAAGCCAACGACAGGCUGCGGAGGUGUCAGCGCGUUGAAGUCGCAGCUUGAUUCGCUGCAUAUCUCUGACAAUCGUUCGUGCCUGAGCGCACCAAGUGUUUGCUCCGAGACCCCGAGCAAUGCAAGUGUAUGCUCGGACAGUGACCAGACGGAGGUCUUGACAAGCUAUGAGGUGCCUCUGGAGCACGACUUUGUCAGCCCUGAUGCUGAGACGGAGGAGAGCCAAGGAGACCCUGCGGCAAGCAUGCGCAACCAGCUGUGCAGGAAGAUGGCUUCAGACGACUUUGAGCCAUUGCUCUGCCUUGGCAAAGGCUCCUUUGGAACGGUGUUGCUAGUGCGCCACAGACUGACAGGGAAGCUAUAUGCGCAGAAGCAAUUCCGCAAAGCUUCAAUCACCGUGCACAAGAAACUCGUGGAGCAAACCAAGACCGAGCGCACGAUCCUGGAAAGCGUCAACCGCCACCCCUUCGUAGUCAAGCUAUACUACGCCUUCCAAGACCACGAGAUGCUCUACCUCAUCCUCGAAUACGCCCUAGGCGGCGAACUCUUCACCCACCUCGCCAUGGAGCGCAUGUUCGACGAAGACAUGGCGGCCUUCUACAUGGCCGAAAUGGUCCUCGCCCUAGAACACCUGCACCAAAACGUCGGCGUCAUCUACCGCGACCUCAAGCCCGAAAACUGCCUCCUAGAUCGCGAAGGCCACCUCCUCCUCACAGACUUCGGGCUCAGCAAAAUUGUCGCCGCCGACGAAGACGGCCGCUGCAACUCCUCCCUCGGCACCAUCGAGUACAUGGCUCCAGAAGUUAUCCAGGGUAAAUCCUACGGCAAGGCAUGCGACUGGUGGUCGCUCGGCGCACUAGGCUACGACCUCCUCACCGGCUCCCCACCCUUCAAAGCAAACAACAACACCAAACUGCAGGAGAAAAUCCUAAAACAAAAACUCUCUCUCCCCUACUUCCUCGGCCCAGACGCUAAGGACCUCCUCACCCGCCUCAUGCGCAAAGAACCCUCCAAACGCCUGGGCUACCACAUGCCCAAGGACCUCCAGACCAUCAAGAAACACCGCUUCUUCCGCAAAAUCGACUGGAGGGCCCUCGAGAGCCGCGAGGUACAGGCCCCUAUUAGCCCCGUUGUCACGGACCCGGCGCUCGCGGAGAACUUUUCGGCGGAUUUUACGGGUCUCCCACUCACUACUGGGAGCGGAAUUGAUGAGCGGGGAAGUGUGCCUACUGGUACUGGUGGCCGGGUGGAGGGGAUGGAGAGUGAUCCGUUUGGGGGGUUUAGUUUUGUGGCGUCGAGUAGUUUGUUGGAUCAUGGGUUGUAUUGACUAUCUGUAUGUAGGUUGGGGGUUGUUGGGGUGUAUUUACAGACAGUUUGCAUCUGUGUCGCCGCUUGGGGAUGUACAGUACAGUGGCGCGUGUAUAUUCUUAGAUUGCUAGCUUGCUUCGUUGCGAAUACAUACGGGUACAAUUGUCGACUUUUGA
Messenger RNA from Aspergillus glaucus CBS 516.65, 1942 nucleotides. Its product is annotated as AGC family serine/threonine-protein kinase. The record is from RefSeq and is a predicted model, not a curated record. The transcript has 2 exons. Lineage: Eukaryota; Fungi; Ascomycota; Eurotiomycetes; Eurotiales; Aspergillaceae. Bases 91 to 1785 code for a protein of 564 amino acids. Gene Ontology annotation, biological process: protein phosphorylation. Gene Ontology annotation, molecular function: protein serine/threonine kinase activity; ATP binding.